CGUGAAGAUUAAAGCAUCGUUUGUGUGUAUUGUUCAGGUUCCGGGGGGGCAGGUCACGGCGCGGUCGGCGCCAUGGCCGAGUUCUGGCUGGUCGCAGCCCCCCUGGAUGAGAGCAGCCUGCAGGCCAUGGGGACGCUGAUCCGGGCGACGUCCUGCACCGGCCUGGUCUCCAGCUUCAGGUUUCCGAUCCCAGAGCUCAAGGUGGGCACGCUGGAUGUCCUGCUGGGCCUUUCGGAUGACCUGUCCCACUUGGACUCCCUGGCGGAGAGUGUUAUCUGCAGGAUGGCGCAGAGUCUGCUGGAGGUCACUGAGCAGAGCAGGGACAAAGUGCUGGAGAACGCCCUGGCCAACAGAGUGGACCCGGUGAGCUACGUCACCCACUUCCGGUGGGACAGGGCCAAGUACCCGACCAGCCUGCCUCUCAAGGGCCUGACGGAGCUCAUCUCCAAGCAAAUGUCGCAGGUGCAGACGGAGUUGAAGUCCCGCGGUGCAGCCUACGCCAACCUGAAGGCGAGCCUGCAGAAGGUUGAGUGCCGUGCCGAGCACAGCCUGCAGACUCGAACCCUGACGGACAUCGUGAAGAAGGAGGACCUCGUCUUAGACUCGGAGUAUCUCACCACCCUACUUGUUGUGGUGCCCAGGGAGCGCUUCCUGCAGUGGAAUGAGAGUUACGAGUCCUUGUCAGAGUUUGUGGUUCCUCGGUCCAGCAGGAAGGUGCUAGACGAAGCCGAGGGCGGGAUUUUUACCGUCACCCUGUUCAAGAAGGCUGUCGUGGAUUUCAAGGCCGCGGCCAAGCAGAACAGCUUCGCGGUACGAGACUUCGCCUUCGCGGACUUGGAGCGGCAGCAGCAGGAGUCCCUGCGGCUCGCUGCGGAGAUGAAGGAGCAGCAUGCGACCUUUGUGCUUUGGCUCAAGGUGAACUUCAGCGAGAUCUUCGCUGCCUCGAUCCAUGUGAAGGCAAUAAGGGUCUUUGUGGAGUCUGUGCUCAGGUACGGUCUGCCCGUGAACUUCCAGGCACUUCUGCUGCAGCCUGACAAGAAGAGCAGCAAGAAGCUGAGGGCCCUGUUGAACUCGCUGUUCGCGCACCUGGACCCGUCCGCUGCGGCCACCAAAGCUGACGCUCGAGUGGACAUCCCAGGCCUCAGCAUGGCCCCCCCUGACUACUACUCCUACAUCUGCUACAAGAUCGACAUCAGCAUGGUGGCCAGUUAGGGGACACAAGGUGCCUCCAGCCCUUGUCUGCCAUGGGCUCUAGAUGCACUCUGGCAGAGGGUCACCCCUCCCCCCUGUUACUGAGCUAUUCCAGGUAGUUAUUUUGCUUUAAACAAGGAACAAAACUACCACUGUUCUGUUUACAGCACAUGUGCAGCAAGUCCAUUUAUUAACUACUUAUGACUCAUUCUCCCAACAUUAGCUACAGGGGAAGGUUUUAUAUACAAAAAUACAAUUAUUUUUACAAGUGGGUCAUUUUACUGUAUCAACAAUUCACAGUUAAGUACCUGGCCCAAUAUAAGCUGUACUUUCAGCUAUUGUGAACCUUUUGUUUACCUGUUUGCUUCAAGAAUAAAUAUAAAGAUCAAAGGUACAACAGCAGGAGAGUGGAUUCAAAGGAAGGACCUUCACGCUGUAAAGCAGGGGCUGUGACCACUGUAGCACCUGCUGACCUACUACUACUUUGAGCUGUUCAGAAACACAGAGGGGUAAGAGGGGCUUAUGACACCACACACACCCCUAUUCCCACCAAGAGAAAAAAAAAAAAACCCAAAC
Messenger RNA from Scleropages formosus (Asian bonytongue), 1767 nucleotides. RefSeq names its product ATPase H+ transporting V1 subunit C2 (gene atp6v1c2). Gene Ontology annotation, molecular function: proton-transporting ATPase activity, rotational mechanism. Gene Ontology annotation, biological process: proton transmembrane transport. The transcript is spliced from 12 exons. Gene Ontology annotation, cellular component: vacuolar proton-transporting V-type ATPase, V1 domain; lysosomal membrane. The record is from RefSeq and is a predicted model, not a curated record. The coding region runs from base 73 to 1212 and encodes 379 amino acids. NCBI's taxonomy places the organism in Eukaryota, Metazoa, Chordata, Actinopteri, Osteoglossiformes, Osteoglossidae.